Messenger RNA from Babesia bigemina, 3429 nucleotides. RefSeq lists its product as hypothetical. The record is from RefSeq and is a predicted model, not a curated record. NCBI's taxonomy places the organism in Eukaryota, Apicomplexa, Aconoidasida, Piroplasmida, Babesiidae. The transcript has a single exon. The coding region runs from base 1 to 3429 and encodes 1142 amino acids.
AUGAAGUGGAAGGUUCCCCGGGCUCUGCGUGCCAAAGUGCACGCCGGAGUGGCUCCUAACGGAAAUAGGCGGCCAGCGCACACCCUGAAGCAUAUGCCAUUUGCAGAUGACUUCAUGUGUGCCAGGUUGCCGACUGCAAACUUGGGAGUGGAGUUGGUCAAGGGAGCAUUCCUAGGAUUCCGCAGACACGCGGUGAACAGGUUCUUGAAAGCCCUGGCUUUGCAUGGCAACGAAGUGCAUGAAAGGUCGCGAUUGGUGCAAAGGGACGACAAAUACGCUCAUGACAUGGAUGCCAUCCUGCAAAUAUACCUUGAAAGGAUGCCUCUCGACCAGCUGUUAGUGCUCUACCAGGUAUGUCGCCAUUCCAUCCUUGACAUAUAUAAACAGAUUAACCUCAAAUGCGCUACUGUGAACAGCGAGAUCAAGUAUUCAUUUAUCGAGGCCGUAUCGCAGAAGCUAGUACAGUAUAUGCGUGACGUCACGUCGCACGAGACCAUUGGGCACUAUCUGAAAAACGCAACGCACAGCGCCCGGACACGUUGCAAGAGAUACGAGAAGGAGUUGUGUGAAUUUCUUAUACAAACUAGGCAUAACCUGCUCAAAACAAGGAAAGAGGUUUUUGAGGGCGCCAGAGAGGGUAACCCAAGUGCCGAAAGCUUUGUGACAUUCGAGAGGAAGCGGAUUAACCCGUGCCAUCAACUGGGUGCUGCUACGAGCGUUGAGAACACGCCUAGCUGUAUAAAGACGAAAUCGAUAUCUUUGCCCGGUGGUGCCACCACUUUGGAAAACGACGAAUGUAGUGACGGGUUGUUUACGGCACCUCCGGGUGACGAAUCCAGUGUAGGUGAUGUGGGUAUGCCGGUGAAUACAAACCGAUGUGCCACAGAAAGCUCUCAGUGCUUACUGGAAGCGGAUUGGGAGUCGGUUUGUGCCGAUGAUAGUUUUGCUCUAACGCAUCGAACUAUGACUGAGGACUGCUUUCUGUCCACAGAUGUCAUGGGCACCGUGUUGGGGCAUAUGUUCGCAGUGAAGUUUUGGCACAGAGGGUUCCCCUUCCAUACAUGGAUAAAUCAGUAUUUUGUGCACAACUCCCACAUCUAUCACCCCCUGUUCGCUCGGCUCUACAUGACGCAUAUUGUCGCAUUAAUCGAGCGUAACACCAAUCCCGUGAACCUGGAUGCAUUGUGCGAUGUCGUAAAACAGGACAUUAUCAUGUAUGGCAAUCGCGACGUUUCUAUGGAAGAAAUGUUUACAGUACGCACGAACGGGUACCUGCACGAGGUCAAAUUCGGCAUCCCCGAAAUGAUAGAAAUGUUUUCAUCUGUCAAACGGUUAUCACAAAAUGCGAAAUUGAGGGAAGUGUACGUGUUGGUGGUCAAGGCGUUGUCCGAUGUUAUAGUAAAAGCGCCCGUGGACGCCAAGGUUAUCAACACAAUCGCAAACAUAUGUAAUCGCAAUGAUGGAGUCGGUGGUGUAGAGUCGCUACUGUACGUUCUGGAGUCUAAACUGAUGAGUAGCCUUGACGCGGUCACUUGCAUGGACGUAUGCAGUCUGCUGCAGGCGCUGCAUAAACACGACCUGCACAGCCAAGAUGUGGUGGAUGCGAUGGCUGAUAAACUGGAUAUAGACAAUCUAGAUGAACUCAGCAUGUCAACCAUUGCGCUCUCAAUACAAACUCUAGGGCGUAUGCAGGCGCAUUUUAAAAACAAUAAUUUUCUGCAUAGGAUAGCGAAUAUGUUGGCGGACAACCCCCAAAAGUUCUACGAAGCGUCCGAGUCAAACUGCUCAGGCAUUCUUUGGGGUUUGUACAAGCUUCAUUUCAAACAUCCGAGGUUUCUGGAAAUGGCGGUACAGAGGUACUCUGCGAAGGAGCUCGGCACGCCGAAUGUUAACUCCUUGGUAAUUUCGCUGACUGCACUUACACGGCUGGACAGCUUCACGCAUCCGUCUGUGCUCGUCGAGAUAUACAAACUGAUACUCAGGAACAUAUCCAGCAUGACCAUUUCCACAUCUCAACAGUUGGUCACCUGCGUCACUCGGAUGCUGGAAAACAUAACGCUUUGCUGCUCGGACCAGACGAGUUACAAAACAAUGAGGAGCAUCAGCAACAAGCUCAUCAACGCGGCCAUGAAGCACGUUUGUGAACGCCUGGUCGAACAAAUCAACACCGCCCAGGCGGGGGCCAUGCUGAAUGCGCUCUACCGCUCGAAACUACGGGCGCCGGACCUCAUUGCGCCACUCAUCGCGUCAAUUGCUGGGGCAUACAAAAAGGGACAGGACUGGCAAUCAAGCCUACAUAUGCCGAGGAAAAGCAUCUACUCCUACGACACAAUGCCAGACUGCCCGUUUGAUAUUGAGGCAUGCGGCAGGAAAUUGGAAAAGGUGGAAAUCACGCAUCUGGUAGGCAUCUGUGAGGCUAUAUACGGUCUCGACUAUUGGACUCCGUAUUCGCUUAAUUUAAUGAUGCAACUCCAGAAACACAUCAAGCCCCAACUGCACGACAUGAAGGCGACGCACAUUCUUGCCGCGUGUCUGUCGUUCUCCAGCUGGCCGUUCACGGAUACCCAAAUGGAGCCAAUUAACCCCAACAAUGCGCCGGCGAAGAGAUCCCGUACAACGAAUAUGAUGCCAAACGUUCGUGCUGUGGUAGAGCACGACUUGGCCAAAACAAAAGAACGGUCGGAGAGUUGGCUUGAAGCGAACAUGUUGCAACCACCAUCUGCAGAUGUUUUGAGUCAUUUCAGGAAAAUGCUGAUGAGGAGUCAGUUAAAGGAAGACUUCUUACUGCGGUGUAUAGAAAGCCUGCACAGGCACGCCAAUUUUCUAUGCGCGGCGUCUAUGCCGCUGAGGCGGCUGAAGAUCAUGUAUGAUAUGUUGAGGUACAAUAUUUACCUCGAUCAUUAUGACACUGCUGCUGUAGUAUUGCCGACCGUCACGAACGAAUUCGCUUCCACCAAGUGCCCAUUUCUAAUCCUGGAGCACAACGCGCCAGUCAAACCCAGCAACCUACCCAUCGUCAUGCCUCAGAACCUCAUUGAGUACCUCGAGCAUCUGUACGGAAUAUCCAGAACCCAAUCCUUUCACAACUUCAUAUUCGAAGAGGGAAGUGCGCAAAAUGGCGGUACCAAUGGCGUCGAGGAGGAAGACGAGAUACAGAUGGAAGCCCUGGGCGGUGUUGAAACCAUAAGCAACGGGAAGGAGGUGCCGAGAUGUCGACCUCUAUACUCUUCACCGACGAUAGGCGAUGGGGGUUGGGAUCUAGAAUCGUCAUCGUACCACAACCAUCAAGGAUCGGGGGCAAUAUUUCACUUCGGCGACAAUUACAUGUACGUGGAUCCGGUGAUAGGCGGUUUCCGCACCACCAUUCUUCUGUUGAAUGCCAAGCGACAUAAUGUACCACAUUUGGUUCACGACAUAUACAAGGCAUAG